Molecule: messenger RNA, 3003 nt
Organism: Chanos chanos (milkfish)
Lineage: Eukaryota; Metazoa; Chordata; Actinopteri; Gonorynchiformes; Chanidae
Product: NACHT, LRR and PYD domains-containing protein 3-like
Exons: 6
Molecular function (GO): protein binding
Source: RefSeq, a predicted model, not a curated record
AUGUCUUUGUCUGGGUCAUAUGAUGGCCUAUUGAGUAUCACCGAGGAUCAUAAAAUCACCUUAAAAAACAAGUAUGAGUAUUUAUUUGAGAGUGUUGCAGUGAAAGACAAUCAAACUCUCCUCAGUAGCAUUUCCACAGAGCUCUACAUCACAGAGGGAGAGGGUCAAGGAGUGAAUGAGAAAUAUGAGGUUAUGCAGAUGGAAAUAGCCCCCAGCACACAAAUUUCUCAAGACAAACUAAUCAACUGCAAUGACAUCUUCAAACUCUUGCCAACCAAUGGACCUGAAGAAGAUGACCAUCCUACCUCUAAGGAUAUCAAAAGAAAAGAAGAGAAAGGAAUCAAAACUGUGCUCACCAAAGGCAUCGCUGGCAUUGGAAAAACAGUCUCUGUGCAGAAAUUCAUUCUGGACUGGGCAGAAGGAAGGGCCAAUCAGGACAUUAAUUUCAUGUUCAUUCUUCCUUUCCGAGAACUAAACUUGAUUAAAGAUGACCAGUUCAGUCUUCAUGGACUCCUGCAGGAGUUUCACCCAAACCUGAAAAAAAUGCAUUCAAAGAAAUAUGACGAUUGUAAAAUACUGUUCAUCUUUGAUGGUUUAGAUGAGAGCCGACUUCACUUGGAUUUUUCUGAGGUGCUGUUUAAUGUGACCAAAACAUCAUCAGUGAACAUACUGAUAUCAAACCUCAUUAAAGGAAAUCUCCUUCCCUCAGCACGCAUCUGGAUUACCUCAAGACCGGCAGCAACCAGUCAGAUCCCUUCUCAGUUCAUCAGUCGCAUGACAGAAAUCCAAGGAUUCAGUGAUCCACAGAAAGAUGAAUACUUCAGAAAAAAAAUCAGAGAUGAGAGUCAAGCCAACAGAAUCAUCUCACACAUCAAAACAUCAGUGAGUCUCCACAUCAUGUGUCGCAUACCAGUGUUCUGCAGGAUUUCAGCCACUGUGCUUCAGGAAAUGCUGCGCCAAGACAAUGGGAACAAGAUCCCUAAAACUCUGACGGAGAUGUACACACACUUCCUACUCAUUCAGACAAAAAGAAAUAAGCUGAAAUAUAAGGAAAUGGUUGAGACACACUCAAAGAAUCUUCUGGAAUUAAACAAGGAUGUGUUUCUGAAACUUGCUAAGUUGGCUUUCAAUCAGUUAUUGAGGGGCAAUGUCAUAUUUUAUGAUGAAGAUCUUAGAGAAUGUGGCAUUGAUGUUAGUGAGGCCACAGUGUACUCUGGAAUUUGCACAGAGAUCUUUAAGGAGGAAGCUGUGCUUCAUCAGAAGAAAGUGUACUGCUUUGUGCACCUAAGUCUUCAAGAGUUCUUUGCUGCUCUCUAUGUGUUUUGCUGUUAUGCAAACAAGAACAUGGAGGUACUGGAGAAUUUUUUGCAGAGAAAGACCAGGGCAUUUUCCAAAAAAAUCAUGGAGAAACUCGUCAGGGAGACCAGAAUGAAGCCAGAGAAUGUUCCAUUAGAUGAAUUGUUGGAGGGAGCUGUGGAUAAAUCUUUAGAGAGUAAGAAUGGGCAUCUAGAUCUCUUUGUUCGCUUCCUUCAUGGCAUCUCACUGGAGUCCAACCAGAAACUCUUACAAGGCCUGCUGAAACACACCCAAAGUACUCAAGAGAGUAUCAACAAAAUAAGCUGUUACAUCAAAAAGUUGAAUAAAGAUGAUGUACCACCUGAAAGAUGGAUUAAUCUACUGCACUGUUUGACUGAAAUGAAUGAGUGUUCUCUUCAUGAAGAAAUCAAAGCUUUUGUCGAAACUCACAAUUACAGUACUAAACUUUCACUUGCGCACUGCACAGCACUGGCCUAUUUCUUUCUGAUGUCAGAGGAGGUGCUGGAUGAGUUGGACCUAAAGAAAUACAACACGAUAGAUGAGGGUCGUAGGAGACUGCUCCCAGCUGUGAGGUGCUGUAGAAGGGCUCUACUUACAACCUGUAAACUCAGUGAGAAGUACUGUGAAACUUUGGUCUCAGCACUACAGUCUGCAACCUGUCCUCUGAUAGAGCUGGAUCUGAGUGACAAUGACCUUCAGGAUUCAGGAGUUAAGCUACUCUGUGCUGGACUGGAGAGCCCACACUGUAAACUGGAGAUACUGAGACUUGUUCUCUGUAAUUUCACUGAGAAGUCCUGCUCAUCUAUAGCUUCAGUUCUCCAGUCAGCAAACUGUCUACUGAGAGAGCUGGACCUGAGUAACAAUGACCUUCAGGAUUCAGGAGUUACGCUGCUCUGUGAGGGACUGGGGGAUCCUCAAUGUAAACUGCAGAUCCUGAGGUUGUCUGGCUGUUUAGUGACAGAGGAGAGUUGUUUUUUACUGGCUUCAGCUCUGUGUUCAAACCCCUCACACUUGAGAGAGCUGGAUCUCAGCUACAAUCACCCAGGAAACUUAGGAGUAGGGCUGCUCUCUGCUCGACUGGAGGAUCCACACUGUCAGCUGAAUACACUUAAUGUGGACAAUGGAGGACAGUCCAGGAUCAAACCAGGACUAAGAAAAUAUGCCUGUGAACUUACACUGGACCCAAACACAGCACACAAGCACCUUUCUCUGUCUGACGGGCACAGAACGGUGACACGGGGAGACAUUCAGUCAUAUCUUGAUCAUCCAGAGAGAUUUGAGAAGGAGCCUCAGGUUGUGUGUAGAGAGAGUCUGACUGGACGCUGUUACUGGGAGGUUUCAUUAUAUCAGGCUGAAGUUGUUAACAUAGCAGUGACCUAUAAAGGAAUAGGGAGGAAAGGAGAGAGUGACAACUGUAGGCUUGGAUACAAUGAAAAGUCCUGGAGUCUGAUCUGCUCUCGCUCAAGUUUCUCUGCCUGUCACAAUAAACAGAGCAAUUCCAUACCUGUCACACCUGGCUGCAAAAUAGGAGUGUAUCUGGACUGGCUGUCAGGAACUGUAUCCUUUUACAGGAUCUCCUCUAAGAAACGCCCAGAACACCUACACACAUUCUACUGUACAUUCACAGAGCCCCUAUAUGCAGGUUUUAGGCUCUAUAGUUUACAGUCCUCAGUGUCUCUGUGUCAG